AAGAAAGAAAGAGAGAAGAAGAAAAGAAAGCAGAAGAAUCCAUAGGUCUUUCCCUAUCUUCCUCUCCUCAUUUCCAUCCAAAAAAAAAUCCACACUUUUUUUCCACCUCCCAAGAAAAUCCCAAGUAUCUUCACUUCUCCAUUGCCCCACUCCUUCUCCUUCUUCUUCUUCUUCUUUAGAUCUAUUCAUCUUUUCAACUAUUUCACUUCAAAAACUCAUCUUUUCAACUUGCUAGCUCUACAUUUUCUUCAUUUCUUCUUCCAAAACCUCCAAAUUCUCCAAAAGAUUACAUUUUUCUCAAAGUCAGUAUAGCUCACAUUUGUUGCUUUCCUCUCUUAAUCUUCAAAAAUCUCAUCUAUAAACUUCACACUCCUCUUCAUCUUCACCUCCUUCUCCAAAAAAGCUCACAUCUUUCAACUUUUCUUUGAUCAAACUUCCAUCUUCUUCUCCAAAGAUCCCAUCUUUCAACCUCCAUCUCCAACAACCACAACAAUGGCGUCCACUGGCAUCAUCCUCAGCACAACCAUUCCUCUCACACUCAUCCUCAUACUCUUCACACUUUACAUCUACUUCCGCAAAAGAUACAACUCCAUGAGAAGGAGAGACUCCUUAGAAGCUGGUGGAUAUGGCUACGACGACGGAGACCCAGAGCCGGAGGAGCUGCUGAGAUUCGCCGGCGGCGAGCACUUAACAGCUCAUGACAUCCUUGACGCGCCCGGCGAGGUGGUUGGUAAGUCUGGCUACGGAACGCUGUACAAAGCCACGGUGCAAAGGGGCGGUGUGCAGCUGUUGCUGCUGCGGUUUGUCCGGCCGGUUUGUGCCGGUAGGACGAAGGAGAUCUUGCCGGCGGUGAGCGUGUUGGGCGGAGUCCGGCAUCCGAAUCUGGUGCCGUUGCGCGCUGUGUAUGUUGGUCCGAGAGGAGAGAAGCUCUUUGUUCAUCCUUUUUACCUUGCUGGCAAUCUCUCUCACUUUCUUCAUGAUAGCAAUGCCGAAGCUCAUAGAUGGGAAAUCAUUUACAAGAUAUCAUUAGGCAUAGCCAAAGGACUGGAUCACCUUCACACAGGCUUGCAAAAGCCUCUAAUUCACGGCAAUCUUAAGUCGAACAACAUCUUGCUCGAAGAUGAUUACAGGCCUCGCAUAUCGGACUAUGGUUUGCAUCUUCUAUUGAACCCAACUUUCAGUCAAGAGAUGCUCGAGGCCGCCGCGGCGCAGGGGUACAAAGCCCCCGAGCUCAUCAAGAUGAAGGAGGCAACCAAAGAGAGUGAUAUAUACAGCAUGGGUGUAAUCUUUCUUGAAAUGCUUACUCGUAAAGAGCCGGUGAACAACAACUUUUUACACUCGAAGGAUCAACAUUUACCGACUUCAUUGAGGAAUUUGGUUCUCGAGCACAAUAUAUCGAACAUAUUUAGUUCCGAGCUUGUCAAGCAGAGCAAGCAUCGGAGUGGUGUUAGUGAAGAGUGUUUGUUGAAGUACUUUCAAGUUGCGAUGGCUUGUUGCUCACCUUCCCCUGCAUUGCGGCCGGAUAUCAAACAGGUUGUUAGAAAGCUCGAAGAGAUUGAACGAUGACAAUGGCGAUGGCUAAUUCAGGUAUUAUUUAUGAACUAACAACAUCUCAUCGAUCUAGAUUGUGACCGAAAUGUAUAUGAUUUACAAACUGAAUGAAUGAAAUGAUGAUGAUCAAACUGUGAAUGGUUUGUGAGUUGUAGUGAUAAAAUCCCGGGUUCUUGUUUUA
Messenger RNA from Dioscorea cayenensis subsp. rotundata (Guinea yam), 1732 nucleotides. Its product is annotated as putative kinase-like protein TMKL1. The record is from RefSeq and is a predicted model, not a curated record. Gene Ontology annotation, biological process: protein phosphorylation. The transcript is spliced from 2 exons. Gene Ontology annotation, molecular function: protein kinase activity; ATP binding. The coding region runs from base 493 to 1566 and encodes 357 amino acids. NCBI's taxonomy places the organism in Eukaryota, Viridiplantae, Streptophyta, Magnoliopsida, Dioscoreales, Dioscoreaceae.